Molecule: messenger RNA, 2222 nt
Organism: Polyodon spathula (Mississippi paddlefish)
Lineage: Eukaryota; Metazoa; Chordata; Actinopteri; Acipenseriformes; Polyodontidae
Product: cilia- and flagella-associated protein 298-like
Exons: 8
Coding region: 92-964 (290 amino acids)
Biological process (GO): regulation of cilium movement
Source: RefSeq, a predicted model, not a curated record
CUUGCUGGCGCAGCGUUGGUUCUGUGGGCGUCAGUGAAGUCUGUUGAAAGCAUCGUUUGUUGAAAGUACUUUAAAAGGCUCCAGUACAGCUAUGGUGCAACUACAUGUAAAGCGUGGGGAUGAGAGCCAGUUUCUCUUCACUACAACAGUGGAUGUUCCAGUGGAAGAGCUGACCAAGCAAGUUACAGCUAUUUAUAAUGGGAGGCUAAAGGUGGACAGGAUUUGCUCAGAAAUGAAGGAGCUGGCAGAACAUGGAGUAACCCUCCCUCCGAACAUGCAAGGACUGACGGAUGAGCAGAUUACGGAGCUGAAGUUACGGGAUGAUUGGGCAGUGAAGUGUGUGCCCUCUGGAGGAGCUGAGUUUAAAAAGGAUGAGAUUGGAAGAAGGAAUGGUCAUGCACCAAAUGAAAAAAUGAAACAAGUUUUACUAAAAACAGUCGAACAAGCUAAGUCAUUAAUUUCCAAGAAACAAGUUCAAGCUAAUGAGUGUGUUACACUGGGGAUGGUGAAAGAAGCGCUUGACCAGCUGCGUGGAGCUGUUAUGAUUGUUUAUCCUAUGGGACUGCCUCCUCAUGACCCAAUCAGGCUAGAGUUUGAGGAUCGAGAAGAUCUGUCGGGGACGCAGGCAGCUUUGCAGUUGAUUGCAGAUUCAGAGGCUCAGUUGUGGUGGGCAGCAAAGGAGUUGCAUCGAGGGAAGAAACUAACAGAAUAUGUGGGCAAAAAUGAGAAAACUAAAAUUAUUGUAAAGAUACAAAAGCGAGGACAGGGGGCACCAGCUCGUGAGCCAGUAAUCAGCCCAGAGGAACAGAAGCAGAUGAUGAUGUAUUACUCCAGGCGUCAGGAGGAACUUAAGAAGCUGCAAAAAGCUGAUGAUGACUCUUACUUUGACUCUGAAUGGGCUGACAGGCAUUCUUUAAAAAAGCAGUUUCAAGGUCUUGGUGAUAUCAAAUGGGGACCAAGAUAAUUAAUGCAAGUUCCUGUGUUCCUUAAUUUCAAUGGUCAUUUUUCCCUGUAAAUGAUACAAGUAUCAGUUUUGGCUUUGCUUGUUACCACGGCAGGAUGCAUUCUUCAUUUAUGUGAGAUGGUAUUGACUGUGUUGAUAUUGGCCUAUUGGCUGUUAAUUCAUAAAUGGAUUCAGUACACUAUGUUCUGUACAAUUAAAAUGUGAAGAAGUCCUGAUCUAUAAGCUGCUGCUUAUUUCUCAGCAACUGUCAGAUUGGAGCAAAUCAAUUCAACCCCCUAUUUAUAUAAUAAAUGUAUGUAUUUUUUUGUAACUUUAAACACAUACACUGUUUAGAUUUGUGAGGCUUUGGCAUUCACUUUUAUUAGAUUCUGUUUUGAACAUACUAUUUAUUUUAAAAUGCAGUAUACAAAGUUUGAUUUGUAAGAAGUCUAUUAAGUUAAUUAAAGCAAUUUUCUUCAUUUUAUUGUAUUUUGAUUUUCUGUCUAAGCGUGUAUACUCAAUAUCUUGUAACUGCUGUCCUUAGAUCCACAUAUUGGGGGUGCCAGUCAUCUUGUCAGCCAUACAUUUUCAGUUAAAUGAAUAGGAAAAGAAAAUCCUGUGGUAAAGUAGUAUUUUCUUUAAAAUUAGAUACUUUAAAUAAAUAACGCAAUCUUUUACCUUUGUCACUUAUCCCUUGGGUUGUCAUGGUUAAGGGUAGGGAGGCUCUACGGUGCCAAAGUGCAUGCUUUAUUACAUAGCUCAGACAAGAAAAUAGACUUUGUCCACUGCAUACAAGAACUUAUAAUCGGCAUGGGAUGCAUAUUUACAGAAUGGCGUGUAAAGUAUGUUACUGAUAUUAUGAAUCGUGACAUUAUUAUAAAUCACCUUGCUAAAAGAGUAGGACACAAUUUUCCCAUGUGAACUUGGAAGAACCCACACUAAUUCUUGAUAUCUUUUCUAAAAUUUUGUUAAGCAUGUAUGUAAAAGAUAACUACAGAGUGCAUCAACUGUACUAGAAGUCUGAGCAGAUAGAUGUUGAGGAUUUUACACUUGUGAGGGUGACUCUUGUCUCCAUGUAUACUAUUAACUGAUAAAAGUUUUGGCAUUUCUUUAAGGUCCUGUGAACCAGUUGCCUAAGACAAUCUGAAGUUAUGUUUCCCCUUAACCCUUUGCUGUCCAUUUAGUCACCGCCUGUGAGGUGCGCCAGGUCCAAUUUAUUUUCACACGUGCUGUUUAUUUUUUUCACAGUAAAACAGGUUUAAAAGGCAAUGCAUAUCAA